Gloeophyllum trabeum ATCC 11539 is the source of this 693-nucleotide messenger RNA. RefSeq lists its product as uncharacterized. NCBI's taxonomy places the organism in Eukaryota, Fungi, Basidiomycota, Agaricomycetes, Gloeophyllales, Gloeophyllaceae. The transcript has 4 exons. The coding region runs from base 1 to 552 and encodes 183 amino acids. The record is from RefSeq and is a predicted model, not a curated record.
AUGGCGGCAGCAGCAACGCCCGAUCCCUGGGACCAGCCCUCCACCUCGACUGCGCCCCGCCUGCCCCGCGCAACCCCAGCCUCCGUCCCGGACGACUGGGACGCGGACACCGACUCCGACGAGGAGGACAGCAGGGCCGUCUGGGAGGCCGCGAACAAGAAGCCGCCCAUGCCGACGAUCCUCCCCGCGCAGAGCUCCACUGCGUCGACCUCCCUGCCGCCGCUGGAAGCCAUCCAGCCGACGCUGAAAAUUCUCAAGCGGCCUUCGGCGACUUUAAAUCCCAGUGGGUCGCCAGCGGGCACGGGCACAGGUGUGAGUGGCAGCGCGCAGACGUUGGAAGAGAGGGAGAGGUCGUAUCGAGAGGCGAGGGAGCGGAUAUUUGGAUCGCAGGAAAAGGAAGGGGAGGGGGAGGGGGAGGAGAAGAGCAAGAAAGAGGGUGGGGAGAAGGCCAGUCUUCAGGUGCAGGUGGUGAGAAACCCGAAGGGGCCGGAGAGGAAGGGGUUUGAGCGGCGGAGAAAGAAGGAUGAGGGAGGCAAGGGCGGGUCGUCGUAGCUGUACUGAUAUCUUUCGGUGUGUUGUAUCUCCCUUCUUCUGAUGUUACAGUAGGUGUAUGCGUGUGUAUAUGCACACAUUUGCGAUGACACGAUACAUGUCCAUUCCUUCUUUUACCAAGCCCUAACGCUUUCGUCCAAU